AUGAAGACAAGUAAAAAUGUAUUCCUUGCCCUCUUAUUCCUUCUCCUUCCCUUUUGCACUAAACUGAAAUAUGCCACUGCCAGUGGUGUGCAUGACACCGAUGGUAGCAUGCUAGAAAAUGGAGGUGACUACUACAUCUUGAAGGGGGAGGGUGGUGAUGGAGUUACACUUGCUAGCAUUGGGGUGACACAUCCACUUGCAAUUGUUCAAUCUUCCUCCGAAAAUUCUCUUGGCUUGCCAGUGUCAAUUUCAGAUAUUAAUGAAACAAUGAUUAUCCUUACAGAUGACAUUGUAAGAAUCAAGUUCUCUAAUAUUCCAGAUUGUUAUAAUUCAUCCACUUGGAUGCUUGUCAAGGAUGAAUUAGCCAAAAUUUGGUAUGUGGGCAUUGGCAGUGUUGUAGAUUACCCAAGUCAUCAAAUUAAGAUGGGAUGGUUCCAAAUUAAGGAUUAUGAUUUUGGUUACAAGCUUGUUUUCUGUAGUGAUACCAACAGCUCAUCUUGUGAAGAUGUUGGGAUAUACAUUGAUAGUGAUAAAAAUAGACGUUUAGCUCUGUAUGGAGAAGCAUUUGUAGUUCAGUUUAAGAAUGCUGGUAAGUCUCAUGUAGCAUUUGUUUGA
Molecule: messenger RNA, 615 nt
Organism: Abrus precatorius (Indian licorice)
Lineage: Eukaryota; Viridiplantae; Streptophyta; Magnoliopsida; Fabales; Fabaceae
Product: factor Xa inhibitor BuXI-like
Exons: 1
Coding region: 1-615 (204 amino acids)
Molecular function (GO): endopeptidase inhibitor activity
Source: RefSeq, a predicted model, not a curated record